This is a messenger RNA of Psammomys obesus (fat sand rat), 1875 nucleotides long. It is a transcript of the gene Mmp25, whose product is annotated as matrix metallopeptidase 25. The transcript has 10 exons. Gene Ontology annotation, molecular function: metalloendopeptidase activity; zinc ion binding. Gene Ontology annotation, biological process: extracellular matrix organization; proteolysis; collagen catabolic process. Gene Ontology annotation, cellular component: extracellular matrix. The record is from RefSeq and is a predicted model, not a curated record. Bases 1 to 1851 code for a protein of 616 amino acids. Lineage: Eukaryota; Metazoa; Chordata; Mammalia; Rodentia; Muridae.
AUGCGUCUCCCGGGAUCCCGGACCUCCUGCGCCCAGCUCCACUGCCCAGCGUCGGCUCUCUCGAUCUCCGCCGGGUCCCCGACCUCCUCGAGACCUCCAGGGUGGCCGCAGUCCGGGCCCCUUCGAGGGACCCCGCGGCCCGUCCGGGGCCUCGUGCGCCCGCGGGCGCUCCGUCUCCGGCUGCUGGCGCUUCUGUGGGCUCUGCUGCCGCCGGCGCGCGCUCCGAGUCCCAGCGCGCAGGACGUGAGCCUGGGCGUGGACUGGUUGACUCGCUACGGCUACCUGCCGCCGGCGGAUCCUACCCAAGCCCAGCUGCAGAGCCGCCAGAAGCUGCAGGAUGCCGUCAAAGUCAUGCAGAGAUUUGCCGGGCUGCCCGAGACGGGCCAAAUGGACCCGGUGACAAUAGCCACCAUGCACAAGCCCCGCUGCUCGCUGCCUGACAUCCUGGGGCCUGCCGGGCUGGUCAGGCGCCGUCGUCGCUACGCUCUGAGCGGCAGCGUGUGGAAGAAGCGAACCCUGACGUGGAGCAUCCAGUCCUUCUCCCAGAGCUCGCAGUUGAGUCGGGAGACCGUGCGGACCCUCAUGAGCUAUGCUCUGUCUGUCUGGGCUGUUGAGUCAAACCUCACAUUCCAGGAGGUAGAUUCUCAGCAUCCGGAGCCUGACAUCCUUAUCCACUUUGCCCGGGCCUACCACCAGGACAGUUAUCCCUUUGACGGGCCCGGUGGUACCCUGGCUCAUGCCUUCUUCCCUGGGGAGCACUCCAUCUCUGGAGACACUCACUUUGAUGAUGAGGAGACCUGGACCUUCAGGUCAGAAGAUGACAAAGGAAUUGACCUCUUUGCAGUAGCAGUUCACGAGUUCGGCCACGCCCUCGGGCUCGGCCACUCUUCUGCCCCCGGCUCCAUCAUGCGGCCCUUCUACCAGGGCCCAGUGGGCGACCCUGACAAAUACCGCUUGUCCCAGGAUGACCGUGAAGGACUGCAGCAGCUCUAUGGAAAGGCAUCCCAAACUCCGUCCAAGCCCACAAGGAAACCCCUGGCUCCGCCCCCCAGGCCUCCAGUCAUGCCCCCUGACAGCCCCUCCACGCCGGUGCCUGACCGCUGCGAGGGCAAUUUUGAUGCUAUCGCCAACAUCCGAGGGGAGAUCUUCUUCUUCAAAGGCCCGUGGUUCUGGCGCGUCCAGCCCUCAGGCCAGCUGGUGUCACCCCGGCCCGCUGGGCUGUACCGCUUUUGGGAGGGGCUGCCAACCCACGUGAGGGUCAUCCAGGCCGCCUACGCCCGACCCCUGGAUGGCCGAAUCAUUCUCUUCAGUGGCCCUCAGUUCUGGGUGUUCCGGGACCGGCAGCUGGAGGGCCCGGCGCGGCCCCUGGCUGAGUUCGGGCUGCCCCCGGGCGAGGAGGUGGAUGCCGUGUUCUCGUGGCCUCUCAACGGCAAGACCUACCUGAUCCGGGGCCAGCGGUACUGGCGGUACGACGAGGCGGCUGCGCGCUUGGACCCCGGCUACCCUCGCGUCCUGAGUCUCUGGGAGGGGGCGCCCCCUGCCCCAGACGAUGUCACCAACGACAACACAGGCGACACCUACUUCUUCAAGGGCACCCGCUUCUGGCGCUUUGCCAAGGGCAGUGUCAAAUCUGAGCCGGACUCCCCCCAGCCCAUGGGGCCCACGUGGCUGGACUGUCCCGACCCCAGCUCGGGUCCUCGAGUCCCCACCCCCUCGAAAACGACCCCCCAAACCAGAAGCUGUAAUUGUCACUGCGAGCUCAAUCAAGCCUCGGAGCAGCUCUUCUCCACGCCCCUGCUGCCCCUGCUGCCCCUCCUGCCCCUGCUGGCUGGAGCCCUCUUUUCGUGCUGAAACCCGGCCCUUCCCAGCUGCAGG